AUGUCAUUAAAAGCGAAAUUGAAUGAUCAAAUCGAUGCGUUAAAUAAAGCAAAUACACCUACUAGAGCGCAAAGCGAACCGCGACAGUUUCAAGUUGAAGUGCAAACCACCGAUGCGACGGGCAACGUGCCAAAUACUUGGGGUACGUUUAAUGGCGAGUAUUCCAAAUGGCAUUCAUUCCGAGACCGAUGGUUGACAUUGCAUGAAAACAAAAAGGUGAAAACAAUCGUAAAAUUCACCAAUCUCCAGACUGCAUGUAUCGGAAAAGCAGCCGGUGCACUUGGAGAAUGGGAUUUGACGGAAGCGAAUUAUGAAAAAGCGUGGGAACGAUUGAAUUGCAUUUAUGAGGACGACUAUAUGCAAGUACAGUCUUUUAUGCAAGAGUUAUUCAAAUUGCCACAAAUGCGUGCUUCGUCAAGUCAGUCAAUUCGUGAUGUGAUUGACAUAGUUCAUAAACACAUUCACGGCUUAAAGCGUUAUAUUAAGAUGGAUAGUUCCAACCCAUACGUCGUCUUUAAAGUCAUAGAAUGCAUGGACUCAGAGACGUACCGUGCUUGGGAAAAGUUCAGACCAUCACUGGCAAAAGCAAACAAAGCGAACGAAGCGAAUGCUGAUGACGGUGAAAAUGCAAAUCAGUAUAAAACAGGGAAGUACAUCCAGACGUGGAAAGAGAUGGAAGAAUUCUUGGAAGGUGAAGUCACAAUUCGUGUGCAUGCCGAAAAAAGAAAUGCGUCCACCCAAGAGAAUUCCAAAUCAUCCACUUCCAAGCGUGCAAAGCGAUUCGAUAGGAAAAACGGUUCGGAAAAAAGCAAUCUGCCCGAAUUUCUACAAUGCGUUUUGUGUAACAACACACAUCCAAUCUACAAAUGCGAGAGUUUCAAAGCGAUGAGUUUAGUGGGUCGAAAGAAUCACAUUGCUCAAUACGAUUUAUGCGAACGCUGUUUACGCAAAAAACACAGCGGAAAAUGCGAAAAGAAAAUGAAUAAUCAAGAAUGCCCGAGAUGCAAACCGGCAAUUCGAUUUCAUAACAGUGCAAUCUGCCCCAGUGUGGAAUUGUCUGCACAAACUGCGUUGUUGAUGCGAGAAAAUUCGAAAGGUUCAAAGCGUAAAAAUCAGAAAAAUCAAGGCCAUAAAAAUGCGAAGAAAAUGCGUGGCAACGAUAAUUCAUACGACCAUUCGACCAAUAAGCAAUUGGGUUCAAGCGUCAACAAAGUGGGUAGCUGGACACUGGUUGGAAAUCAAAGCAAUGCGAUCAAGCAGACAAAAAACAGAAGCGUUGGUAAGUCUGAAUACACAGUGGUUUUGGCUACUGUUAAUAUGCGUAUGCAAACCAAAAAUGAUUGUCCUGUUCAUUGCAGAGCAAUAGCCGACAUUGGUGCGAUGCUGCCAUGCGUUACAAAGCAGUACGUUGAAGAAAAUGCACUUCAAACGACAAAGUGUCAACGAGUCAUUUUAGGCGUAAGCGGUCCUGAAAUCAUUAAGCGAAAAAUCAAAGCAAUUAUCUGGCCGUGGUUCGAAAGUCAAACAGCACUAGAAGCAGAAUUUUAUCUGCUGAAUAGCUUAGACGGUGUGUAUCCACAGGCACAAAUUGAAGCGUCCAAAGAAGAAAUUAUGCAUUUGAUACUCGCUGAUGAAGACUUUGACACACCCAAAGAAAUUAAUGCGUUGUUGAGUGCAGACAUUUAUGCGGCAAUCGUUGGCGAUGAUUUGUAUAGGCAUAAAAGCGGUGCGAUAAUGCAAUCGACGUCGUUUGGACAUAUUAUUUUAGGCAAGUUCGAAGUUAAAAAACAAUUCUUGGGUAAUUUGCGAGCUUUGAACAUUGUAAUGAAUAAAAAUUCAGAAUGCGAUAAUGUUGAAGAAAUGCUAAGCAAAUUCUGGGAAAUUGAAAAUAUAAAUUGCAAAGAAAAUAAAGCGUCUUUAACUGAAGAACAACAAGCGGUCGAAGAUUUAUUUGUGAAAACGCAUUACAGAGAUAAAUCAGGCAGAUACGUAGUGAGAAUCCCAAUCAAGCCAGGAUGCGAUGGCUUAGGUGAGUCUAGAGGCAUGGCAUUGAAGCAAUUCAUGCAACUCGAACGGAAAUUCGAAAAAAAUGCGGAAUAUAAGCAAAAAUAUAUAGAUUAUAUUGAAGAGUUUUUGAAGCUUGGUUACAUGCGUUUGGCAGGCAAGUGUCGUGAUCGUAAGUUCUUAUACUACAUUCCACACCAUGCGGUGGAGAAAAAAUUCCGUGUAGUAGUCAAUGCGUCAGCAAAAACGAAGUCAGGCGAGUCGCUCAAUUCGAUUCAAAUGACGGGAGCUAAGUUGCAAUAUGAUGCGCAGUUGCAAAUAAUGCGUUUCCGUCGAUUUAGAAUUGGAGUGACAACUGAUAUUGUUAAAAUGUUCAAUAAAAUUGGUCUACACCAAGACCAAUGGGAUUUGCAACGCAUUUUAUGGCGUAAAUCUCCCAACGAACCAAUGAAAGAAUAUGUGAUCACUGUAGUAAUGUUUGGGCUGGCUUCUUCGGCCUAUAAUGCAGUACGUACACUAAAUCAAUGCGCCAAAGACCAAGAAAUUCUCUUCCCUAAAGCGGCAGAAGUAAUUCUGAAGUGUUUUUACAUGGAUGACGGUACAUUUGGUGCUGAUUCAGUUGAAGAGGCACAAGUGCUGUCGAAAGAAGUAGAGUUUGUACUGCAACAAGGCGGUUUUAAUGUCAAAGGCUGGACAUCAAACUCAAAAGCGGUUGAAGCGUACAUGAAUGCAAGCAGCAUUGACAUGAAAGUAAUGGGCGAAGACGAUGAAUCCAAAAUUUUAGGUUUGUGUUGGCUAAAAACAUCAGAUGAGUUGGCUGUCUUUGUAAGACAACUAGACACUCACUGCAAAAUGACUAAGCGUAAAGUUUUAAGCGAAAUAGCCAGAUUGCACGAUCCAAACGGGUUUGUCGCACCCAUUGUUGUGAAAGCGAAAAUAUUAAUGAAAGAAAUUUGGAAAAUAGGCAGAUCCAAAGAGAAGCAAGUAAAAAGCGUUAUAAAUAAUAAGCAAAAGCAAUUGAGAUGGGACGAUGAAGUGCCAGAAAAGAUAAAAAGCGAAUGGCUUCAAUAUCGUUCUGAUUUACCACUAUUAAGCAAUUUUAGAGUAAAGCGUUGGCUAAAAUCAAACAGCAAGAGCAAAAUACAGAUUCAUGCGUUCUGUGAUGCUUGUGAUGAUGCGUAUGGUGGAACAAUUUACACCAGAGUGAUCGACGAAGAGGGAUGCAUUCACACUUCGCUCUUGUCAUCGAAGUCUCGAGUCGCUCCAUUGGAUAAAUUGACCACUCCAAGGUUGGAGUUGUUGGCAGCCGUGACAAUAAGCGAACACUUAGAAGCAGUAAUUGAAGCAUGCGAGUUUCAAGAUGCGGAUAUCACGCUAUGGUCUGAUUCGAUGAUAGUGUUGCAUUGGCUUGCAAAACAACCCGACGAAUUGAAAGCGUUUGUUUCGAAUAGAGUCAAGCUCAUUCAAGACAGAACCAAGCAUUACAGAUGGAAACAUGUGAUUUCAAGCGAUAAUCCAGCUGACUUAGUCAGUAGAGGAAUGAAAAUGCACGAUUUCCUCAAAAGCAAGCUCUGGCUGGAAGGCCCAAGUUGGUUAAAACUUGAAGAAGCAAAAUGGCCAAAGCCAAAACUGGAAGUCUCACCAGAUGCGAUAAAUGAGAUAACAAAAGAAUGCAAAGCGAAAGUAAAUGCGAUACAAGUGGUAAACAUAAGCUCAAGCAUAAACGGAACUCUUUUGUAUGGUAAAUUCCAAGACUGGAAUAAAAUAGUGAACGUCACUGCUUACGCGUUGAGAUUCAUACAAAGAGCAAAGAAAAUCCAAGGAGAUUGGAUAGACAGAUAUUUGACGGCUGGUGAGAGAUGCAAUGCGAUAAAGUUUUGGGUAAAAUUUGAACAAAGCAAAGCGUACAAAAAGAAAUUGAAUGCGUUAAAGCGGGUGAUAAGCUAG
This is a messenger RNA of Sitodiplosis mosellana (orange wheat blossom midge), 3951 nucleotides long. RefSeq lists its product as uncharacterized. The record is from RefSeq and is a predicted model, not a curated record. NCBI's taxonomy places the organism in Eukaryota, Metazoa, Arthropoda, Insecta, Diptera, Cecidomyiidae. Bases 1 to 3951 code for a protein of 1316 amino acids. The transcript has a single exon.